GACCCCAGAACAGGCUGUCUAUAGGUUGGAUCCCCUGGUCACCACCGUCAGCGGCCGUCGUGCACAUAAUCCUUCUGUUUGCCCCCCUAUCUUACACACAUACGCGGUACACGCACCAACCGCCACCCAUUUAACCCCCCGCGCCUCCCAGGCUCCCAGGGCAUAUCAUGACCACAAUGGACCUCACACCACCCGCCCUCACAAGGUCGCCGUCAUCGCCGGCGAAUACGUAUUGCCCUUCAGAACGAUCUUCGCUUGACUACCCUUCGCCUGGCUUGGUAGAACAACAAUACAAGCUCUCUUCGAUAUAUGGAGACCAAUCCUGCGCUGUGACACCACCCAUGGAUCACGAGACAUCUCUCCCGCCGCUCGACUCGAUGGGCCACCACGACUGGAACAGCACGACGGUCAUCCACCCUGUCUCGUCCGCGUCUGGUAUGCCCAACAUUCUGUCCUCCGAGUACGACACAUUCGGAAACUAUUCAUACACCCAUGAUGUCUAUCACGCACACUCGGCAAGCCACGCCCCUUCAAUUCAUGCCUCCACGCCCCCGCCGACCGGAUCCGCUCCCAGGUCCUCACCGGCGCCAUCCAGGACAUCGAUUCCGUACACCCCGGCUCCUUCAGUUCCCGGGUCGCUGACACCGCGGCUCAAGAUGGAGGGGAGCUCCGAGUACAGCCAGUGCAUGGAUGGGCAUUACCCUUCGCCCCGGUCAGUGCAGACUUCAUUCGCUUCGGACAGCGGCGCCUACGCCAGCACCUCGGGCGGCUAUCUCUCCGACAGCGGGUCUACGACGUGGCACAAGCCUGAGUUCCAGCCGGUUGAGCCCGAGCCCUUCUACCCACAGCCGUCGGCGUACCUCCACGAUGCAAGGCGGCAGUACCGGAUAACGCGGCCACGAAGGGCUCCGCGCCGGCUGACGACCAAGGAGGAGGCCAACUUCCAAUGCGAAGUGAAGGGAUGCGGCAAGCUGUUCAGCCGAAGCUACAACUUCAAGGCGCACAUGGAGACGCAUGACGAGAAGCGCGAGUACCCCUUCCCGUGCCCAGUCAACGACUGCAACAAGAAGUUUGUGCGCAAGACGGACCUGCAACGCCAUCACCAAAGCGUGCACAUGAGGGAACGCAACCACAAGUGCGACUACUGCGGUCGCAUGUUUGCGCGUAAGGAUACGCUGAGGAGGCACAUGGAAGAUGGCUGCUCCAAGAGGUUCGACAUUGGCACUCUGGAUCUCCGAGCCGAGAGCUACGACAGCAUGCACCCCGGGGCGCGCCCGAUGGGCCCCUUGGGGCACAUGAUUCCGCCCCCUGGUGGCCUGCCACCCAUGGCCAUCCCCCCUCUCUGCAGCACCAGCGUUCUCGGCUCUAUGGCGCCCUCGAUGCGGCCCCGAGAAGCUAUUGCCGCAGGGGAUCACUCGCACGCCCACAGCUGGGGCAGAUGAUGAGAUACCUGGCUUUCCACAAGUGAAGGCUUUUUUCAAUUCUCUUUUCAAUUCUCUUUUUCUCUUUUUCUCUUCCCUUUAUGAUCGGACAUAUCUUGCGAUUUUUAGGUAGAUACCAAGCAGGCGUCGAGGAGACGCCAGGACGGAUCAUGAGGAUCUGGCCUUUUUCCAUUCUC
Canariomyces notabilis is the source of this 1618-nucleotide messenger RNA. RefSeq lists its product as uncharacterized. Gene Ontology annotation, biological process: regulation of transcription by RNA polymerase II. The record is from RefSeq and is a predicted model, not a curated record. The transcript is spliced from 2 exons. Bases 168 to 1442 code for a protein of 424 amino acids. Lineage: Eukaryota; Fungi; Ascomycota; Sordariomycetes; Sordariales; Chaetomiaceae. Gene Ontology annotation, molecular function: DNA-binding transcription factor activity, RNA polymerase II-specific; RNA polymerase II cis-regulatory region sequence-specific DNA binding.